Messenger RNA from Lymnaea stagnalis (great pond snail), 2688 nucleotides. The record is from the annotation of a GenBank genome assembly. NCBI's taxonomy places the organism in Eukaryota, Metazoa, Mollusca, Gastropoda, Lymnaeidae.
CAUGACUCUACUUCUGGGCAUAACUCCACCCCCGGCCAUGACUCCACCCCUGACCAUGACUCCCCCCCUGCCCAUGACUCCACCCCUGGCCAUGACGCCCCCCCUGACCAUGACUCCACCCCUGGCCAUGACUCCGCCUAUGACCAUGACUCCGCCCCCGGAAAUGACUCCACCUCCGGCCAUGACUCCACCCCUGACCAUGACUCCGCCUAUGACCAUGACUCCGCCCCCGGAAAUGACUCCACCCCCACUCAACAUAAGUGGGUGGAGAUUGUACAGCUGUUCCAUCAUAUAAAAAGUGUGUUCCAACAGUUACGUCACCAUACAAAAAUAACCCAUUUCCCAAAUUCAAACAAACCCUUUGUGCGAACUUUUGUUAUAUAUUCAAUAAGAGAAAUAAAUCAAUCGAAUCCUGAUCCUAGAUCCCCAAACCUGAUCCCAGAGUUCCCAUGCCUCAUCCAAGCUCCCCAAGUUUAUUCCUAGAUCUCCAAACCUGAUCCCAGAGUUCCAUGCCUCAUCCAAGCUCCCCAAGUUUGAUCCUAGAUCUCCAAACCUGAUCCCAGAUCGCUUAUAUCUGAUCCCAGGAUCGCAAAGCCUGAUCCCAGAUCGCAAAGUCUGGUCCCAGAUCGCAAAGCCCGAUCCCAGGUCACCAAGCCCAAUCUCAGGUAGCCAAACCUGAAACCAGAUCUCCAAACCUGAUCCCAGUUCUCUAAACCUGAUCCCAGAUCUCUAAAUCUGAUCCCCAUUCGCAAAACCCGAUCCCAGUAUCGCACAGCCUCAUCCUGGAGCUCCACGUUCAAAGUUUUAUGCCCGAAGAACUUUACAAGCAGCAUGAGUGGCAAGUACAAUACUAACAUUAUAUUUUUGUGUGCGUGCAUGUGUAUAUGUUUAUUUGUGUGUCUAUGUGUGUGCGUGUGUAUGUAUGUAUGUUUGUAUCCAUGUAACGCUCUGUUCAAUAUAAAAAAACAACUACAUCCCGUCAACAGUGCACCAGACAGUGUGUGACGUCAAUUACAAUUCAUAUGUCUAAAUGGUUUUCUUAAAAACAUUCAUUUGUUUUGUAAGGGAAAUCAAAGCAGAUUACUUAUAUCAAAAUAAAUAUGCUUAGACCUAUAUGUAAAUAAAAAAAAAUUAAAAUUUAAGUAUUUAAAAAAACACCCAAAAAACUGUUAAUACAUACAAUCAAAUUCCCAGAAGUCAGCAGUAAUCGAGAACCUUAUGAAGUGAAUAACUGUAAUGGUAAUUUCCGUCAAGUAACUUUGUGUUGUUCGUCAGUCAAGAUCGACUAGGACGAUUUAGUCAUCCAUGACCCCCCCCCCCGAGAUAUAGCUGAAAUAAACCCUGCCUGCUAGUCAGAUCCGUUCUCGGAAUAAAGGACUUUAUAUAAAAAGAACAGUUUAAAAAAAAAAUUAUAACAGGAUAUGGGCCAGGGAGCUAUAUGUCAAAUGUUAACUCAAAGUAGGUAGUAGGCUAAGUCAAAUGUUAACUCAAAGUGGGUCGUUGGCUAACUCAAAUGUUAACUCAAAGUGGGUAGUAGGCUAAAUCAAAUGUUAACUUAAAGUGGGUAGUAGGCUAAGUCAAAUGUUAACUCAAAGUGGGUAGUAGGCUAAGUCAAAUGUUAACUCAAAGUGGGUAGUAGGCUAAGUCAAAUGUUAACUCAAAGUGGGUAGUAGGCUAAAUCAAAUGUUAACUUAAAGUGGGUAGUAGGCUAAGUCAAAUGUUAACUCAAAGUGGGUAGUAGGCUAAGUCAAAUGUUAACUUAAAGUGGAACGUAGGCUAAGUCAAAUGUUAACUCAAAGUGGGUAGUAGGCUAAGUCAAAUGUUAACUCAAAGUGGGUAGUAGGCUAAGUCAAAUGUUAACCUAAAGUGGGUAGUAGGCUAAGUCAAAUGUUAACUCAAAGUGGGUAGUAGGCUAAAUCAAAUGUUAACUUAAAGUGGGUCGUAGGCUAAGUCAAAUGUUAACUCAAAGUGGGUAGUAGGCUAAGUCAAAUGUUAACUUAAAGUGGGUAGUAGGCUAAGUCAAAUGUUAACUCAAAGUGGGUAGUAGGCUAAGUCAAAUGUUAACUCAAAGUGGGUAGUAGGCUAAGUCAAAUGUUAACUUAAAGUGGGUAGUAGGCUAAGUCAAAUGUUAACUCAAAGUGGGUAGUAGGCUAAGUCAAAUGUUAACUCAAGUCAAAUGUUAACUCAAAGUGGGUCGUAGGCUAAGUCAAAUGUUAACUCAAAGUGGUAGUAGGCUAAGUCAAAUGUUAACUCAAAGUGGGUCGUAGGCUAAGACAAAUGUUAACUUAAAGUGGGUCGUAGGCUAAGUCAAAUGUUAACUUAAAGUGGGUCGUAGGCUAAGUCAAAUGUUAACUCAAAGUGGGUAAUGGGAGACAAUACACUAAACAACCAAACACGUAUUAACUCUAAUGAUUGACCUUGCGCUAAGAUCUUUGGCACAACCUUUACUAGGCAGUGAUGGGUUAUCAGAUCAAUCGUUAUCCGAAACAGCCUCGGUCCCGAUGAGUUCGGAAAAUCGAAAGCUUUACUGUACAUAAUAUAUCAUAUAUAUAAUGUGUAUGUUUAAAAAUUAUUUUGUUUUAUAUUUAAGACAAGUUCAAUGAAUUGGAUGACCCAGCUGAGACCGAAGAACCAAAAGAUAAAUGAACUUCACUGUGGAAACAUUUGAAAAUGGCUGUCAAAUCUUGU